Molecule: messenger RNA, 1809 nt
Organism: Trematomus bernacchii (emerald rockcod)
Lineage: Eukaryota; Metazoa; Chordata; Actinopteri; Perciformes; Nototheniidae
Gene: ssc4d
Product: scavenger receptor cysteine-rich domain-containing group B protein
Exons: 11
Coding region: 1-1809 (602 amino acids)
Cellular component (GO): membrane
Source: RefSeq, a predicted model, not a curated record
AUGGACUGGACCUGGAUUGAGACGGCAGAGUCUGGAGAUUCUGUGGCUGCCGUCAAGCGGCUGGUCUGUGAGGCAGCCAUGCGAGGCCAGCGUGUGAUGGAGAACGAAUGUAGGUGCUGGAACCCGGCCGCCUGGCUCCUGGUGUCCCUGCUGGGAUCCCUCGUCUUGGUGGCCGUCAGUGUUCUGCGACACGGAGACUUGAAAAUAAACAGACGAGCUGUAAACACUGAUGUGUCGAUGCAGUACCAAGUACAACUGGUGAACGGACUGAACAGGUGUGAGGGUAGAGUGGAGGUAUUCUACAACAACUCAUGGGGCACAGUGUGUGACGAUGAAUGGGACAUGGUGGAUGCCAACGUGGUGUGUCGGCAGCUAAACUGUGGAGUGGCUGUGGCGGUGGGCAGCAGCUCUAAGUUUGGACAAGGCACAGGGCCCAUCCUGCUCGAUAAUGUAGAUUGCAGAGGAAAUGAAAGAAGCCUCAGCGAGUGCCCCGCUCCGGCCUGGGGCGUCCACAACUGUUACCACUAUGAAGACGUGGGUGUUACCUGCAGAGAUUCUAAUAAAAUACAACAGAGACUAAAAAUCAGUUGUAGAGAAAAUGUAUCCAGUCCCUAUCAAUCGCCCCCUCUCCAUCUUGGUUUAGGUGAUGGCACCAUCCGUCUGUUGGAUGGAUACAACUCCUGCCAGGGCCGGGUGGAGGUCUUCUACCAGGGAGACUGGGGGACAGUGUGUGAUGACGAAUGGAGCUUCGACAAUGCCGUGGUGGUGUGCCACCAGUUAGGCUGUGGCAAUGCCGUCCACGCACACACUAACUCUUACUUUGGCUACGGAACGGGUCGGAUUCUUCUGGACAACGUCAACUGCUACGGCUCUGAACCGGACCUGACUAGAUGCAAAAGCCUGCCCUGGGGCAAACACAACUGCGGUCAUCAUGAGGACGCUGGAGUCACCUGCACUGGUACCAGCACUGUACCUACUUUGGUAACAGAAAACCAGAGAGGGCUCUGGGUAACAUACACCAGUGAAGCAACAGAAAGCAUUCCAGUCACCAACGCUCCAACUACAAAAACCGUCACCACAAUUGCCCAGACAAAAGGCAAACCAACCAUUCGUCUGGUCAAUGGUAACCAUAGCUGUGAGGGUCGUGUAGAGGUCCAAUACAAAAAUAUUUGGGGGACGGUGUGUGAUGAUGACUGGGACAUGUUCAACGCUAACGUGGCGUGCAGGCAGGUAGGCUGUGGCCCAGCUAUGGGGGCCAUGACACAGUCUCACUUUGGCUUCGGUUCUGGUCUCAUCCUGCUGGACAAUGUGGAAUGUAGUGGCUCGGAACGGGAGCUGUCCCAGUGCUUCCACCUGGGCUGGGGUCAGCACAACUGUCGCCAUCAUGAGGAUGCUGGAGUUAUCUGUGCACCUUCUGAUUUUUACUUUGGAAAUGGACGUGACUUUAGAGCAACAGAGAACAUACCUGCCACCACAUCAGAACCAUCUGAAGGAAUACUGAGACUGGUGGGAGGCCAGCACCGGUGUGAGGGUCGCGUAGAGAUUUACUCAAAUUCUGAAUGGGGCACAGUGUGCGAUGAUGCUUGGGACAUCCCUGACGCUCAGGUUGUAUGUCACCAUGUGGGCUGUGGGGAGGCCACAGCUGCUCGGGGAGAAGCUUUUUUCGGGCCUGGCACAGGAAAGAUUCUGCUGGACAAUCUCAAGUGCAGCGGUGAGGAGGAAACCCUGCAGGAGUGCUCCCAUAUAUCCUGGAACGUGCACAACUGUGACCACUCCGAAGAUGCUGGCGUCACCUGCUCACUGUCGUGA